AUGGCAGAUCUUGUUAGCUACAUGAAUGCCGACCGUGACAUCGACCAAGCAUUGAUUGCUUUGAAAAAGGGUGCUCAACUGCUUAAAUAUGGUCGGAAAGGAAAGCCUAAGUUUUGUCCCUUUAGACUUUCCAAUGAUGAACUGUCUUUAAUCUGGAUAUCAAGUAGUGGUGAAAGAAAUCUGAAGCUAUCUUCUGUCUCAAGAAUUAUUCCAGGACAAAGAACUGCUGUCUUCCAACGAUAUCUGCGUCCUGAGAAGGACUAUCUGUCUUUUUCACUUAUUUAUAACAACGGAAAGCGAUCCCUUGAUUUGAUUUGCAAGGAUAAAGUUGAGGCAGAAGUGUGGAUUGCUGGUCUUAAGGUGCUGAUAUCUUCUGGUAAAGGUGGGCGUUCCAAAAUUGAUGGAUGGAGUGACGGAGGCCUAGACCUUGAUGACAGUAGAGACUUGACAUCAAAUAGUCCUAGUGAAAGUUCAGUUAGUGCUUCACGAGACAACAGUUCUCCUGACGUUUCUGUUAGUCUAUCAAAUACUUCUCCACAAUCCAUUUACUCUGAGAAUACCUUAAAUUUUGAAAGGUCACAUGCACCAUCAAACCCAUCAAAUAUGCAAGUGAAAGGGUCUAGUUCAGAUGUUUUUCGUGUUAGUGUUUCAAGUGCCCCCAGCACAUCCAGUCAUGGGUCUGCACCGGAUGAUUAUGAUGCUCUCGGGGAUGUAUACAUCUGGGGGGAGGUUAUCUGUGAGAAUAUUGUGAAAGUUGGUGCCGAGAAAAAUGCUAGUUAUUUUAGCCCUAGGACUGAUAUUCUCCUUCCUAGGCCACUUGAGUCAAAUGUGGUUUUAGAUGUGCUUCAAAUAGCAUGUGGUGUUAAACAUGCUGCUUUAGUCACUAGGCAAGGUGAACUUUUUACAUGGGGCGAAGAAUCUGGAGGGCGCCUUGGUCAUGGUGUUGGCAAGAAUGUGAUUCAACCUCGUUUGGUUGAAGCAAUGACAUCUACAACUGUUGAUUUUGUUGCCUGUGGGGAGUUCCAUACCUGUGCUGUUACAAUGGCUGGGGAACUAUAUACAUGGGGUGAUGGUACUCAUAAUGCUGGGCUUCUUGGUCAUGGCACUGAUGUUAGUCAUUGGAUACCAAAGAGAAUUGCUGGACCACUAGAGGGGCUUCAAGUUGCUUUAGUCACUUGUGGUCCAUGGCACACCGCCUUGAUAACUUCAACAGGGCAGCUCUUCACAUUUGGUGAUGGAACAUUUGGUGUCCUCGGCCAUGGAGAUAGGGAAAAUAUUUCAUAUCCUAGAGAAGUAGAAUCAUUAUCUGGGUUGAGGACAAUAGCUGUUGCAUGUGGAGUGUGGCAUACUGCAGCUGUUGUAGAGGUUAUUGUGACACAAUCGAGUGCUAGUGUAUCAUCAGGUAAAUUGUUUACUUGGGGUGAUGGAGAUAAAAAUCGCCUUGGACAUGGAGACAAGGAUGCCCGUCUUGAACCAACUUGUGUACCUUCACUUAUUGAUUACAACUUUCAUAGAAUUGCUUGCGGGCACAGUUUGACAGUAGGCUUGACAACAUCUGGACAAGUUUUUACAAUGGGAAGCACUGUUUAUGGUCAGCUUGGGAAUCCCCAGUCUGAUGGAAAGCUUCCGUGUUUGGUAGAAGACAAGCUUGCAGGAGAAUCUGUUGAUGAAAUUGCAUGUGGGGCUUAUCAUGUUACUGUUUUAACAUCCAAAAAUGAGGUUUACACUUGGGGGAAGGGUGCAAAUGGGAGAUUGGGUCAUGGAGAUGUUGAAGAUCGAAAAACACCAACUUUGGUUGAAGCCUUGAAAGAUAGACAUGUGAAAUAUAUUGCGUGUGGUUCAAACUACUCUGCGGCCAUUUGCCUUCAUAAGUGGGUAUCUGGUGCUGAGCAGUCUCAGUGCUCAGCUUGUAGACAGGCAUUUGGGUUCACUAGAAAGAGGCACAACUGUUAUAAUUGUGGACUUGUGCACUGCCACUCAUGUAGUUCUAGGAAAGCAUUAAGAGCUGCCCUGGCUCCUAAUCCUGGGAAGCCAUAUCGUGUUUGUGAUUCUUGUUUUGUAAAAUUGAACAAGGUAGCAGAAUUGGGUAAUAAUAAUCGGAGGAAUGCUCUGCCUCGUUUAUCAGGUGAAAACAAGGACAGGUUAGAUAAAUCUGAGCUAAGAUUGACCAAGACAGCAGUCCCUUCUAAUAUGGAUUUGAUAAAGCAGCUAGAUAGUAAGGCAGCCAAACAGGGGAAGAAGGCUGAUACAUUCUCUCUGGUUCGCAACUCACAAGCACCGUCUAUGUUACAACUCAAAGAUGUUGUCUUGUCUACUGCUAUUGACUUGAAGCGAGCAGCUCCAAGACCUGUCCUGACAUCAUCCGGAGUGAAUUCCAGGUCCGUGUCCCCUUUCUCUAGAAGACCAAGUCCCCCUCGUUCAGCUACACCUAUUCCGACAACAUCGGGACUUUCCUUCUCAAAAAGUAUUGCUGAUAGUUUGAAGAAAACAAAUGAACUUUUGAAUCAGGAAGUGUCGAAGUUACGUGGUCAGGUUGAGACCCUGAGACAGAGGUGUGAACUCCAAGAAUUAGAACUUCAAAGGUCUGCAAAAAAGACUCAGGAAGCUAUGGCACUGGCUGCUGAGGAAUCUGCCAAAUCCAAGGCUGCAAAAGAAGUUAUAAAGUCUCUUACAGCACAGCUCAAAGAUCUUGCUGAGAGGCUUCCUCCCGGUGCUUAUGAUGCUGAGAACAUCAGACCAGCUUACCUGCCAAAUGGUCUGGAGUCAAAUGGCAUCCACUAUCCAGAAUUAAAUGGCGAACGUCACACGAGGGCAGAAUCAAUCAGUGGCUCUAGUUUGGCUUCCAUAGGACUUGAAUCAUCCCUGAUGAAUAGAACCGAGGGCACUUUGCCCGGAAGCUAUGGGGCUCAUCUUUACCAACAAAACCGGGGAUAUGUAACCUCUAAUGGGACUGAUGAUUACCCUGAUGUUAAAUUGCCAAAUGGAAGCGGCAUGAUUCAGGCAAGCAGCAGUACUGUAUCAGAUACUGUUGAUGCUAGGGAUUCUGGGAAUUUCCAAGAUGACGAAAAUGGAUCGAGAUCAAGGAACGUGAAUGCCGUAGUGCCUGCUAAUAGUAAUCAAAUUGAGGCAGAAUGGAUUGAACAAUAUGAACCUGGCGUCUAUAUAACAUUGGUUGCCCUGCGUGAUGGAACAAGAGAUCUGAAGCGAGUGCGGUUCAGCCGGCGAAGAUUUGGAGAGCACCAAGCGGAGACUUGGUGGUCGGAGAACCGCGAUAGAGUAUACGAAAGAUACAAUGUUCGAAGCACCGACAAGUCUUCCAGCCAGACAGCUCGUAGGGCAGACGGUUCUGGUUCACCUGUUUUAUAAUCUUAGGGAAGUAGAUGGAAGGAAGUUCAGGGAAGUAGAUGGAAGGAAGUUCAGGGAAGUAGAUGGAAGGAAGUUCUCCAUUAACACUUUUUGUUGCAGUGAGCAUUGUAGGAAAAAAAUCAAAAAUCAAUAUGAAGGAACCAGGCACCCCUUUUGAGUUUUAUUGUCUAUCCUUUUUUUCUCUCCAAUCUUUUUGCUCCCUCACCUUUUUUUCUCUCUUUAAGUUAAAUGUCUUCCAUUUUAUUUGGGCAGGUGCCCUUUACAUAUCUGUUGUAUUGUAGUGUAUAUAAAAUCAUCAGUUGAGAUAACCUUUCCUAUUUUCUUGGUUUUUUAUCCCCCGUUGCACUUUUUUUUUUGUUACCUCAAUAUGUAUACCUCAGGAAUAAAGUGUAUGCGUGGUGAUAUUUGAUGUAAAUUAUUAUUUAAUUAUUA
Messenger RNA from Cajanus cajan (pigeon pea), 3798 nucleotides. Its product is annotated as PH, RCC1 and FYVE domains-containing protein 1. NCBI's taxonomy places the organism in Eukaryota, Viridiplantae, Streptophyta, Magnoliopsida, Fabales, Fabaceae. Gene Ontology annotation, molecular function: metal ion binding. The record is from RefSeq and is a predicted model, not a curated record.